Messenger RNA from Closterium sp. Naga37s-1, 822 nucleotides. Lineage: Eukaryota; Viridiplantae; Streptophyta; Zygnematophyceae; Desmidiales; Closteriaceae. The record is from the annotation of a GenBank genome assembly.
AUGACCACUGCUCUGCGCCGCUCUGUGUCUACUGGUCUCUCUCCUGCCCCUCGCUUGUGCCCCUUUCAGGAGACUUUUGAGUCGACUCAAAAGUCGGCCGAUGACGACUGCUCUGCACCCCUCUUUCUCUACUGGUCUCUCUCCUGCCCCUCCCUUGCGCCCCUCUCCUCGCCUGUGUCUCUUCCUCCCAGGGAAUGCCCUACUCGCCAUCAGGGACGAGAUGAACUUCGUGGGAAUGCCCUACUCGCCAUCAGGGACGGGAUGGAUUUCGUGGUUCCCAGCCGCAGCCCCAAGGCGUACUGGACGGCCAAUGACGACUGCUCGACCUCUCCUUGCUACCAUCGGCAACUUAACUCGUUCAACACACACCUCUCCUCUCCCUUUCUUUCAGUCUCUUCCUGCACCUACACGCCGCAUCCUCCUCUCUUUGCCACCAGGUACCUGUGCAUUGCGCUGGGACCUCUCCCUGCUGCCAUGGCUCGCAUCCCACUCGUGAUCUCCGCGUGUGUCGUGUCCACUUGCUUCUUCUCCCUCACGCCUCAUCCUCCUCUCUUUGCCACCAGGUACCUGUGCAGUGCGCUGGGGCCUCUCCCUGCUGCCAUUGGCAACCUCACUUGUAUCGUGUGUUUGUUCUUUGUUCUGUAUGCAUGCCCACCUUCUCCCUUCAUCCCCAUUCUCACCAGGUACCUCUUCAAUGCACUGGGGCCUCUCCCUGCUGCCAUCGGCAACCUCACUUGUAUCUUAGUCCCUCUGUACCUCUUCAAUGCACUGGGGCCUCUUCCUGCUGCCAUCGGCAACCUCACCUUCCUAUCUGCCAUGUGA